Camelus dromedarius (Arabian camel) is the source of this 5641-nucleotide messenger RNA. It is a transcript of the gene LIMD1, whose product is annotated as LIM domain containing 1. Gene Ontology annotation, molecular function: transcription corepressor activity. Lineage: Eukaryota; Metazoa; Chordata; Mammalia; Artiodactyla; Camelidae. The record is from RefSeq and is a predicted model, not a curated record. Bases 15 to 2036 code for a protein of 673 amino acids. Gene Ontology annotation, biological process: response to hypoxia; positive regulation of miRNA-mediated gene silencing; negative regulation of hippo signaling. Gene Ontology annotation, cellular component: P-body; transcription regulator complex; adherens junction. The transcript is spliced from 8 exons.
CCUUUGUCUGCAACAUGGAUAAAUACGACGACCUGGGCCUGGAGGCCAGUAAAUUCAUUGAGGACCUGAACAUGUACGAGGCCUCCAAGGAUGGACUCUUCCGAGUGGACAAGGGUGCAGGCAACAACCCGGAGUUUGAGGAAACACGCAGGGUGUUUGCCACCAAGAUGGCCAAAAUCCACCUCCAGCAGCAGCAACAGCUCCUGCAGGAGGAGACCCUGCCCAGGGGGAGCCGAGGUCCCGUUAACGGUGGGGGCCGUCUGGGUGCACAGGCCCACGGGGAAGCUGGUGCUGGCAGCAAGCUGAUGGGGGACGGUGCUGCCAAGCCCCCUCUCGCUGCCUCAACAGUGGUUCCUGGGACAGCCACUACCAUCGCGUCUGGGCAGCCCUUGUACCCACCCCAGGAUCAGAGGGCCAGGCUGUAUGUCCGAGGCUCGAAGGAAGGCAGCCAGGACUGUGGAUCCAAGGAGCGCACAGCCAGUUCUGAGCUGUCAGCUUUCCAUCGGCCGGGACCCUGCGAGGAUCCUUCCUGCCUCACCCAUGGAGACUAUUAUGACAACCUCUCCUUAGCAAGCCCCAGGUGGGGCGACCAACAAGGAGUAUCCCCUGGCAUCAAGCUGGGUGUAGGAAGUGGGUGGUCUGGCACCCCAGGGAGUGACCCACCACUGUCCAAACCCUCCAGGGAUCAUCACCUGUACCAGCCGCAGCUUUCCCCAAGCUCCAGCAGGUCAUUUCAGAGCGGCCAGGAUGGUGGUGGUGUUGGUGGCCGUAGCAGUGAGAAGCCAGCAGGUCUUUGGACUACAGCCACUUCCCAGCGAGUGAGCACUGGCCUGCCUUCCCCAGGCCCAGAGAACGGGGCCCUCCUGGGGCCUGCUCAGCCCAGGACCCCUUCUUUCUCAGCGCCUCUGGCCCCGAGCCGCCCCAGUCAAGGAACUCUUCCAAGAACAAACUCGGGGGUUGGGAGUGAGGCUUCAGGCAUGAUGCCCAAACCCACAGUGGACCCUCAACCCUGGUUCCAGGAUGGGCCCAAAUCUUACCUCUCCAGUUCUGUCCCAUCAUCCUCACCAGCCAGCAUGGACAACAUACAGCCGGGUGCAGCCCCUGGGCUGGGUCCCAAGCCAGGCUGCACAGACCCUGGCAUUGGUCCCAAGCUUAGCCCCACCAGCCUCGUCCAUCCAGUGAUGUCCACCCUGCCUGAGUUAUCUUGUAAAGAAGGUCCCCCUGGCUGGUCUCCUGAUGGCAGCCUGGGGGCUGUGCUCCCAGAAAACCCCAGUCCUCCCAGGGUGAGGCUGCCCUGCCAGACCCUCAUCCCAGGCCCUGAGCUUGGGCCCACUGCUGCCGAAUUGAAAUUAGAAGCCCUCACCCAACGUCUGGAGCGUGAGAUGGAUGCUCACCCGAAGGCCGAUUACUUUGGAGCCUGUGUGAAAUGCAGCAAGGGGGUGUUCGGGGCCGGCCAGGCCUGCCAGGCCAUGGGGAACCUCUACCACGACGCGUGCUUCACCUGCGCAGCCUGCAGCCGGAAGCUGAGAGGAAAAGCCUUCUAUUUUGUGAACGGCAAAGUGUUUUGUGAGGAAGACUUCCUGUACUCUGGUUUCCAGCAGUCUGCUGACAGGUGUUUUCUUUGUGGUCAUCUGAUCAUGGACAUGAUCCUGCAGGCCCUGGGGAAGUCCUACCACCCUGGCUGUUUCCGCUGUGUCAUUUGUAAUGAGUGUCUGGACGGAGUGCCCUUCACCGUGGACUCAGAGAACAAGAUCUACUGUGUCCGGGACUACCACAAGGUGUUAGCCCCCAAGUGUGCAGCCUGUGGCCUCCCCAUCCUUCCACCUGAGGGCUCAGAUGAGACCAUCCGUGUUGUGUCCAUGGACAGAGACUACCACGUGGAGUGUUACCACUGCGAGGACUGCGGUCUAGAGCUCAGUGAUGAAGACGGUCACCGCUGCUACCCCCUGGAGGACCACCUGUUCUGUCACUCCUGCCAUGUGAAGAGGCUGGAGAAGGGCCCCUCGGCCGCAGCCCUGCAUCAGCACCGCUUCUAGCCAGAGCCUCCUGCAGACCUCACGGCGGGGAUGAGAAGCCAGGGUUGCACAAUGACAAGUCCGCCGGUUAAUUCCGUGGCCCCUGGGGUGGGAUUGGGGUCAGGGGAGUGGAGGAGGGAGCAGGUGAUUUCCUGAGUGUGUGCCUGGGGGGUGCCUUUCCUUUCAUCAGGGAAGGGAUCGCUGCCCAUCUGGUAUUGUAUGUUUUCCAAGUGCCUUUCUCCGCUGCCACGCCUUCCUCAGAUUACUCAGGAAGAUGCUCCAGCAAGUGCAUGGCAUGUGACAGGAGAUCUCAGUAGUGUGCCUGAGUGAACCCCUGGUCCCCUCUGGGAAUAGUUCACACUUCAGAGGGAAAGGUUUGCACUGACUUCAUCUGAAGGAAGAUUUCAGCUGCCAAUACGUUCAAUCCUUUCCCUUUGCUUUGGAAAAUACUUGCACCCAGACACCCCCUGCCAACACCCCCCUCCGACACACAAACACACAUAAUUUAGGACUUCCCUCCACUCCAGAGCUUCAGUUCUUCCAUAGAAUGGCUGCACAUUUUAACUGCAUUAUUGCAAGAGGCAAGCUCUGACGUGUGCUUUGUAUCUUAGGAGGAAUUUACUUGGUAAACCAGAGCCGAGUUUGGAAAUAAGGGAGAUGGGGUUUCCUGCUUGUACCCUGACAGCAUUCUGUGGGCCCCUGCAAAUCUCACUCCUUAAAGGCAGCUGGGGGCCCGACAGAGGUUGGUCCUAUUCUAGCAAAGUGUCCUGUGGGACGAGAACUUGGUGCAGGCACCAGGCCUCUUUCGCCCGCCUGUUUCUGAUUUCUCCCUCUGGAGCCCUCGGGAGUCUGGGACUUUGGAGCUGCUCCUGCAAAGACAGCUCUUGGGAUCUCCCGUGGGCCUUCUCUUGUGCCUGUUUUCACUUAUUUACCAGUGGGCUCUUUGGAAGCCUGCCCACGUCCUGAGACCUAGCCCCGUAAAAAUGAGGAGAGUUUUUGUGUGUGAGAUCUCAGAGCCAGCAUGGGAGAGAGUGCCUCAUGAUAAGUUAUUAUACUCAUUUCACAGGCUCCUCUCUUGCCCAAUUCUUGGCACAGGCAUUACGUUUGAAGAAACCAGUAUAAGGUACACUGCUUUUGUCUGUUUUUUCCUUUUCUUUUCUUUUUUCUUUUUAAAUUAUUUCCCACUACUUUCAGUCUUCCACACACACAAAAUACCUCACAGAAAAGAGUUUCAGACUAAGGAGGAAUUCGGCCAUCAUGCUGGACUCCCCCCAGUGUGUGUAAGGAAUCUCUGGUUUCACCCAGGCCAGAGUCCAGUGGGUCAGGGCACUGUAAUCUUAACUAAAGGUCAUCUUGGAAUAGAUCAGAUUGAAAUUAGGUGCGUGGUGCAGUCAUCAAGCUGGCUUCCCCAGGGGGCAAGGGCUAAGGGAGGGCCACACACUGGCCAGAUUUCAAGGCCACCUCUGUACUGAAGAGGCGAAAUUUGUCCUGUGUGUCACACUCCUGAGGCCGGAGGUCAGUACCCCUUGGAAUUUCAAUGAGAAGAAAGUGUUUAAAAAAAAAAAAAAAAGAUUGUCUGGCAUUUGCCCUCUCGGACCAUGAGGAGGGCCCCCGGGCCUUGUCGCAGGAGGGCAGGCAGGGCCGUCUCACCACUGCCAGGUGGGCUGGGAGCACCUGCCCUCACUGCCUCACCUCACACACGGAGUGAGGGGACUGGAUGGCUGGGCCUCCAAGGGCGGUCAGUGGAACCCAAAGGCACAAGGAACUAGCAGACUAUUCCUUGGGCCCAGCUCCAAUUCUAGGCCCAGUUUGGACUCAUUUAGUAGCAGUUGCCUUUAAGAAGCACAGAACGGUCACCGUGAAUUGUCUUUUCCAUUACUAUUAAAUGCGUUCUGUUGGCAUCCUUUGGCCAGAUGUCACGUCAGCCCAGGCUUUCACUGGUUCCUUUUCACAGGCUGAGCCUCCCAGAAAUCCAUGAGCACAUGGGGCUAGGGAGGUGAGCUCUGGGAUCGCACCCAGCAAGUCACCCAGCUCAGCCUUAGCAAGGCGGGUGAGCAGAUGGAGCCAGCCAGUAUGUCUCAGCCUGUCUCUGCCGAGCUAGGCUGGCUGACACACCUUUCUUUGCUCCACUUUCAAGUCCAGCAGAGCAAACAUUGCCCUGGAGCCACAUCAGAAGUAGCAGGGAUUUGUUUGCAAAUUGGGUAACAGUUGCCCCUUGAACAGCACGGGUUUGAACUGCAUGGGUCCACGGAUAUGUGGAUAUUUUUCAGUGGUAGAUACUACAGUACUGCACGGUCCAUGGUUGGUUGAACCCUCAGGUGCCGGGAACCGUGGUUAUGGGCAGCCGACUAUAGUUUAUAUGAGGAUUAACCUCCAAGUUGUUCAAGGGUCAACCGUAGUUUAAAAAUCUGUGAUUCAUUUUUUAAAUGAAAAUUUUCAAGUGGCCUGGGUUGAAGCAAUCCCAUAUCUCAGCGAACACUUUAUACCAUUGAGAAGAACAAUUAAGAGAAUCUCUGGACACCCUAGAAAUCCCAGCAGCGACUUCUCUAAUGACCAGGCUCCGUGGAGAGGGUGUUGGGUAGGAAUCUCGCACCAGUUUUGUCUCCUUCUCAGGCACUUGCACAGAAGCCAUGAGUGGGUGCCCACUUAGGGUAUUUUAAACUUCCUAUAAAUUAUUAGCCAAGUAGAGCUGUAAUGGGGUUGUAUUCAUAGGCAUGUAGAAGGAAUGCACAAGCACUCUGUAGACCAGGAUGAGUAAGUUUGUUUUAAAAGGUAGAGCAAAUAGCCCUGUCCUGAGUUCCCUAGACAACUCUUGGACUUUAGAUAAACAAGGAGAAUUAUGGCCUGAUUCCAGACCCCAAAGCCAGCCUCCAGCCUUCUCCCUUGCCUCACUUUUCCUGUUAGUUUUUCUUGGCCCCUCCUCCCCCUCACCGCCAGGGUCAUUCAAAAUCUGCAUGGGUGAUCUGAGAAAAGCCAAUAAUCCCGUUUGACCAGUUAUAUCAGGAUCCUCUCUCUCAGAUGUUAUCCCCCCAUCUGUAGCUGAGUAAAGAGUGAUUUGUUUGUUCAUUUUUCAUGCCAAAGGGCACUGAGUCCCAUUGGGUCACUGCCUGCAUGUGGCGGCAGGGCUUUGCAUUUCUCCGUGUUUAGUGCUUUCAAGAAAACCUUUUGGCUGAGCCCACUGCGGUUGUGCCACUGAGUCCCGGGUCCCCGGUACUAUAAUCAAGGAGUUCUGAUCGUUUUCGCGUGCCACCAUCACCUUGUUUCCGCGGGCUUGAGUCAUGCGAGAUGAGAAACAGAAAUGUUAGAAUUUGAGAGAAUUAUCUGCAAUUCACGCUCCUUUGCAGUCUGUUCCUGUGUACCAUUCCCCACGUGUGUGGAAGCAUGAGAGCUGGGAUGGUCCCCUGACAACCUUGCAAAGAGUAUGUAUAGGACUUGACCCCAAACCAUUGUAGCUUGACGCACUUGUUAAAACCGUCGGCCAGGAAACCAAAUUCUUUCUAUUCUCCUAGGUGCCAGGAAUAAGUCCUGAUUUCCCAGUUCCUAUUUGAAACGACUUUUAAAAGCAAUAGGAAAAAAAAAAGAGGAAGAUAUGUUAGCUAUCUGUUGUUCUGAGCCAGAACUGGACG